Molecule: messenger RNA, 717 nt
Organism: Acanthosepion pharaonis
Lineage: Eukaryota; Metazoa; Mollusca; Cephalopoda; Sepiida; Sepiidae
Source: the annotation of a GenBank genome assembly
AUGAGAGGAAUUGGUGUAAUAUUCUCCUCCAAUCGAUCAAAUGUGAAGCUGCUGGCAUUUCCAUCUAUCUAUCUAUCUAUCUAUCUAUCUAUCUAUCUAUCUAUCUAUCUAUCUAUCUCAGUCUGUUCCUAUCUAUCUAUCUAUCUAUCUAUCUAUCUAUCACACUCAAUUCACUCUUUUCAUUUCUACUACCCUGCCUGUCUGCUUGACUAUCUAUCUAUCUAUCUAUCUAUCUAUCUAUCUAUCUAUCUAUCUAUCUAUCUAUCUCAGUUUGUUCAUAUCUAUCUAUUUAUCUAUCUAAGUCACUUCAUGUCUGUCUGCCUAUCUAUCUAUCUAUCUAUCUAUCUAUCUAUCUAUGUCAGAGUUUUCUUCGAUUUGACAUUUUUUUCUGGUUUUCUACCCUUUUUCUUUCUUUCUUUCUUUCUUUCUUUCUUUCUUUCCUUCAAAUUUGAUUUUACUAUUUCUCUCUUGGAAGAACCUUUCUCGACACUUUCCUCUCUUUCUUCCCCCCGCUCUCUUUUAAUUUCUGUCUGUUUUUAUACUUCAUUCUCCCUCCAUUAUUUUUUUUCAUUUUCAUUUUUUGUUUAUGAAAGAUUUUUUUCCUUCUUUCCCAUCAUCCAUUUUUUCUGUUCAUCUGCACUUUUUAUUUUUCGACAUUUUCGACUUCCUUCUUAUUUUUCUUCUUUUUCUUCUUUGUAUUAUUAUUAUUAUUAUUGA